AUGGCGACAACUCCUCAGCUCACCCGGACCGAGACGGUCAGCCUCGCCGCCCUCUCAGCCGCAUGUGGCACCAUCUUGGCCAACACCUUCCGCGGCGAGGGCGAGCCCCUGAUCGCAUCUCUCGCCCUGAGCGGCAUGGCCUACGCCGCCGCGUACGCCAUGAUACGCUGGCUGGGGCCGACCUUCAUCAAGGCCGGGCUCAAGGGCGUUGACAUGUCCAAGACCAACAGGAGGGAGAUCCCCGAAUGCGCCGGCGCCAUUUGCGCCGUCGUCUACCUGCUCGCCAUCAUCGUCUUCGCACCUUUCCCCUUCUACAAGGACAUCGUUGCUGCCACCAGCGGCGGCGGGAACAGGGACGUGGUCCUGCACGCCGAGCACGUCCACGAGGGCCGUUUCUUGCACAAGUUCCCUCACAGCAAGCUUGCGUCCUUCCUCUCCGCGAUACUCUCGCUCCAGGCCAUCACCAUCCUCGGCAUCGGCGACGACCUCUUUGACAUCCGCUGGCGGCACAAGUUCUUCAUCCCCGCCUUCGCCUCGAUCCCCCUCCUGAUCGUCUACUUUGUCGAUUUUGGUGUUACCUCCAUCGUCCUCCCCAUCCCACUCCAGUCCCUCGUGGGCAAGGAGCUUAUCGACCUCGGGGUGUUCUACUACAUCUACAUGGCGGCCUGUGCCAUUUUCUGCCCCAACUCGAUCAACAUACUGGCUGGCAUCAACGGGAUCGAAGUCAUGCAGUCCAUCGUCAUCGCGCUGCUCCUGGUCCUCAACGACGCUCUCUACCUCACGACCGCGUACCCACAUCCCGCAGUGGACAGCCAUUUGUUCAGCUUGUACUUCCUCCUGCCCUUCCUGGGCGUGAGCCUCGCGCUCUUCGCGCACAACAAGUACCCGGCGCGCGUCUUCGUCGGGGACACGUACUGCUACUUCGCGGGCAUGGUCUUCGUCGUCGUCAGCGUCCUGGGCCACUUCAGCAAGACCCUCAUGCUGCUGCUGAUCCCGCAGGUCGGCAACUUCCUCUACUCGGCGCCCCAGCUGUUCCACAUCAUCCCCUGCCCGCGCCACCGGCUGCCCAGGUUCAACUCGCGGACGGGCCUGCUCGAGCCCUCGGUCACGCCCUGGACCCCGGAGAGGCAGCCCUCGAGGCCCGUCGCCGCCGCCAUCCGCCUGCUGGAGCAGCUGCGCCUGCUCAAGGUCGUCACCCGCGCCGACAAGGAGACGGGCGAGGAGCGCUUCGAGGAGACCAGCAACCUGACCAUCCUGAACCUGUGGCUCGUCUGGCGCGGGCCCCUCCGUGAGGACCGCCUCGCCUGGGAGCUCACCGCCUUCCAGGUCGUCUGUGGCCUCUUCGGCCUUUUUGUUCGCCAUAAGCUUGCUCUACUAGUCUUUAAAGAAGACAACUGGGGCGUUGCCGUCUGA
Messenger RNA from Diaporthe citri, 1413 nucleotides. RefSeq lists its product as uncharacterized. Gene Ontology annotation, biological process: protein N-linked glycosylation; dolichol-linked oligosaccharide biosynthetic process. Gene Ontology annotation, molecular function: UDP-N-acetylglucosamine-dolichyl-phosphate N-acetylglucosaminephosphotransferase activity. The coding region runs from base 1 to 1413 and encodes 470 amino acids. Lineage: Eukaryota; Fungi; Ascomycota; Sordariomycetes; Diaporthales; Diaporthaceae. The record is from RefSeq and is a predicted model, not a curated record. Gene Ontology annotation, cellular component: membrane. The transcript has 2 exons.